Olea europaea var. sylvestris is the source of this 2699-nucleotide messenger RNA. RefSeq names its product UDP-glycosyltransferase 73C6-like. Gene Ontology annotation, molecular function: UDP-glycosyltransferase activity. The record is from RefSeq and is a predicted model, not a curated record. The transcript has 2 exons. NCBI's taxonomy places the organism in Eukaryota, Viridiplantae, Streptophyta, Magnoliopsida, Lamiales, Oleaceae. The coding region runs from base 235 to 1695 and encodes 486 amino acids.
CGUAUCCAAUAUUGCUUGCCAGUGCAAUUAUCUCUGCAAAUUAUACCUACAACACUGUACAUGCUUUUGUAAGCUCUUACAUCACUAGGAUUAGGAUAGGGAAAAACAGAUAGAUGUGAUAUAAACUUAUUCUAUUGAGCAAUAGAAUAUCCCAAUAAAAAUUUUGUAUACUUUCGUGUAUUUAGCAUCCUAUAAUCUAGGCUCUGAGAAAACUCAAUUGCUUUGCAACCAGAGAUGCUAAACUUUGUUUUGAUACCUCUAAUGGCCCCUGGCCACAUAAUUCCAAUGAUAGACAUGGCAAAGUUGUUUGCAGAACGCAGUGUGAUUGUGACAAUAGUCACGACGCCCCUCAACACAAUCAGGUUCAAUGCAGUGAUUGAUCGUGCUAUCUCGUCUGGACUCCCCAUUCGGCUUCUUCAGCUCCGGUUUCCAUGUCAGGAAGCCGGUUUGCCUUUAGGAUGUGAAAGUGUAGACACUUUACCAUCCUAUAAGUUAAUAAGGAACUUCUUUAAUGCAGCAAAAAUGCUACAAAAGCCAUUGGAACAGAUGCUUAAAGGACUUGAGCCAGCUCCUAGUUGCAUUAUAUGCGAUAAGCAUCUGUCCUGGACGGCCGAUUUAUCGAAUAAUCUUCAGAUUCCGAGGAUUAUUUUUGAUGGAAUGAGUUGCUUCACACAAUUAAUAAUGAAUAAAUUGCACAUUUCCAAGGUUCAUGAAACUGCGCCCGAGUUGGAGCCUUUUGUCGUGCCUAGUUUACCUGAUAGAAUUGAGUUUACCAAGUUCCAGCUGCCGGAAUUGCUCAACCCACGCUCGGUGGACGCGCACGAUGUUUUUGAAGAUAUACGAGCAACUGAAGCACUAUCUUAUGGGGUGGUGGUCAAUAGUUUCGAAGAUUUGGAACAAAGAUAUGUUGAUGAAUUUCGGAAGAUCAAAAUGGGAAAGGUUUGGUGCAUUGGUCCACUUUCACUUUUCAACAGGGAGAAUUUAGACAAAGCUGAAAGAGGGAAGAAGGCCUCUAUUGAGACAGACCAGUGCUUGAGGUGGCUCGACUCACACGAGCCGGAUUCUGUAAUCUACGCAUGCCUUGGAAGCCUCAGCCGUCUAACGCCUUCACAAUUUAUAGAGCUGGCUUUAGGCCUAGAAGCGUCAAACUCUCCGUUUAUUCUAGUGAUAAACAUAGAAAAAACAGAAGAAAUAGAGAAGUGGAUUUUGGAAUAUGGAUUCGAUGAAAGAAUAAAGGAAAGAGGCCUUUUGAUCCGAGGUUGGGCGCCGCAAGUACUGAUUUUAUCCCACUCUUCAGUAGGAGGAUUCUUAACACACUGCGGUUGGAAUUCAACUCUAGAAGGUAUAUGUGCUGGCCUGCCAAUGAUCAGUUGGCCAUUGUUUGCCGAGCAAUUUCUAAAUGAAAAAUUAGUAGUACAAAUUUUGGGCACGGGUGUAAGAGUUGGAGCUGAAGCUGCUGUAGACUUUACCGCUCAAGAAGAGACUGGGAUAAAGGUGAUGAAGGACGAGGUUAAGGCUGCCAUUGACAUGGUAAUGGAUAAGGGAAAAAAAGGAUGUGAAAGAAGGGAAAAAGCAAAAGCGCUAAAAGAAAUGGCAAAGAGGUCAGUCGAAGAAGGUGGAUCAUCCUAUCUCAACAUGACUAUGCUAAUUCAAGACAUCGAACAACUUGUGAAGAAGAAUAAGCAAUCAACAUAAGGAUCAUUCAUUACCUGAUAUUUUUUGGCUUCAAAGAGUAGGUUUUGGUAUGAAGAUCCCAUUUUUUGAUCUCGUAUCCAUGUGAUGGCAAGAGACUUGGAUUGAUUUUUGUUUUUGCUCUAGAGUUUCGGUGGGUAGGUUGGUUUCCAGUCCUUCAAGUGUUUUUAUAUCAUUUGUUUCGUGUUGCUCUUGGUCAAGGGGUGUUGGUUCAGGAUGGAUUUUCAGUAUCGGCCCUGCUACAUGGACACCAAGCCUUAUAGCUCGAUGUACAGCCCCCUCACAUAGGGGACGGGGCCCACGCAUUAAAUGGGCGUGGGCCUCUCCCCUCAUGUGAGGGGAGUGUCGGUGUACAAGGGGCAAAGUGAUGGGUGUCCUUGCUUUGACUUGUACCAACUGAGCUGGAAGAUGGAGUUUUCAACGAUGGCAAUGGUGAGUUCUGCAGAUCUAGAUCAACAUAAAUUAUGACUAGGACUUGUCUUUUAUCCCAAUAUGCCUAGAAUCAUUACCAAAGUUCAAGUGAUCAUUUGUUGACAUUCGGAGUGGCACGAUCCAUCGAAAUACCAAGUUUCACGUGCAAUUGUCUGUGGUGAUACAAAUACAAUAAAGGCAGCUGGAUUUCCUCCAUUUCCAGGUGCAGAAUGUCCAUAAUUGCUACACAUUUCGACAUCUUUGCAUGUAAGUAUUGUUGAAUCUUCCACCAUAUCCUCGGAAAUUCCCUGGUUCUGUUUUCUUCCUUACGAUUGUCCUUCACUCUGAUUUCAUGGUUGAGUCUUGUUCCUGAACUUGCUUGAACCUUUUUGCUUGUUAGUGAGAUUAAUGGUUUAAUCCUUUGCUGUUGGGUCUCGAAAAAUCUUGAAGAUUUAUGGGCCCCCUUUGAUGUUGGGCAUGGGCCGAGGGCCUUGCUUGUCUUGCCUCAGGUCCGGUCCUAUGUAAAUAAUUUGUGUGUGAAAAUUGCUUUAUGAAAUGUCCUAUUUAUAGCCUUUGGAAGAAUUCAUCAUCCAAAA